Molecule: messenger RNA, 1288 nt
Organism: Eutrema salsugineum
Lineage: Eukaryota; Viridiplantae; Streptophyta; Magnoliopsida; Brassicales; Brassicaceae
Exons: 2
Coding region: 111-434 (107 amino acids)
Biological process (GO): DNA repair; mitotic sister chromatid cohesion
Cellular component (GO): nucleus; chromatin
Source: RefSeq, a predicted model, not a curated record
CCUUUUCGCUUAACCUGGUGUCGCUCUCCUCCGAUUCCUGGAAUCGAUUUAGGGUUUACAGAGAUCUUUUAGAGAGAGAUAGAGAGAUAGAGAGAUAUAGAGAGGGAGUCAUGUCGAUUUCUGAUAGAGAGUUUGAGGAAGCUGGGAAAAAGCUUCUUGACCCACCUUCUUCCGUUGAUCAGAUUCUUUCUAUUCUCAACAAAGUUGUACAAAGCAUCUCAAAUGUCGAACAGUCACCUCCUCACUCAACGAUGAGGGCACUAAGUCCAUUGAUAGAAGCAUUGGUUGCUCCAAAACUCUUGAGACUUUCGGAUGUUGAUGUGAGAGUCGCAGUCACUGCUUGCAUCACCCAGAUAACGAGAAUAACUGCUCCAGAUAUUACCUAUGAUGAUGACCAGAUGAAAGUAAGGUUUUUUUAUCUUAAGGAAAAAUGAGCAUUGGUCAAUGGUCACUGACUGUCUUCAGUGAUUAGAGCGCAUGAAGAAUUCCAGUUAAUUGUAUCAUCGUUUCAACAUCUAUCUGACAUAUAUAGCCCCUCCUAUACCACGAGGAUACUGAUCCUUGAAACUGUGUCUGAGCUCAAGUUAUGCAGUGUGAUGUUGGAUCUUGAAUGUGAUGCGCUUCUUCUUGAGAUGUUCCAACAUUUCCUCAAGGGUAUAAGUGAUAACACCUGAUUUUGACCAUUUUUAUGGAUCACUUUCAAUAUAUUAUGCAGGUGUUUUCACUCAGUUUUAAAGAUUUUAUAAGUUUUUUCCAUGUUUCGGAGUUUUAAAAGACUUUUCAGGAAACUUGGAGUUUUGGAGUGCAUUUUGGAGCAAAAGUACACUUUUGGAUAAAUUCAGGCCGUGAGAAGUUUGGCAACCAAAGAAGACCUUCUCACCGUCUGAUCAUCUCCAAGUUUGGAGACAUUAUAAAGGAGACAACCAGCUUUCCAACACACUUAGAAUCAAUGCAAUCCAACGGUUAGAUCUCCAGAUACCAUCAAUACACUGAAGGCCAAUCGACACAGUUCAGUCAAGAACAGAAGCUCUCACCCGCGACAAAGCUUCUACCCACCGCGGCUCAGCCUCCCUCACCCGCGGUGGAGCUUGUUCCAAACCUCAGAAGCCCAACUAAGGCCCAAGACACUUCCUGCACUCAUUUUACAAGUCCUAGACGCCCAGACUUGAAGAAACACUAUAAAUACUUAUUUUGAGGUCUUUUGUAAGAGAGCCUCUUUCAUCUUUAUGAGAGAGAACUUCAUUGUAGUUUUAAGUUUUACUUUUAUGCAUCUGUAGAAGCUUUUUAU